Messenger RNA from Sciurus carolinensis (gray squirrel), 2611 nucleotides. RefSeq names its product SAS-6 centriolar assembly protein (gene Sass6). Gene Ontology annotation, cellular component: centriole; centrosome. Gene Ontology annotation, biological process: centriole replication. The record is from RefSeq and is a predicted model, not a curated record. NCBI's taxonomy places the organism in Eukaryota, Metazoa, Chordata, Mammalia, Rodentia, Sciuridae.
CUGCAGAACCGCUUCUUCUUUUCCACAUAGUAACUGCAUCUACCCUCUGCUGGAAAGCCAGUCGCAUGCGGCGUCCGCGCCGUAGCCGCCAUAAUUCAGGGUGAGCUUCGGUAGCGAGCAUCCGGCGCCCAGAUCAAAAGUUAUGUUUCCUUUGGGUCGUUUUCCCUUAACAAACAUGGCGGCCUCCGGGCCUGCCACAUAGGUUAAUGAUCCGAAACAGCGUCCCGCCCUCGUCCCUUCCUCCGCCAAACCGGAAGAAACCGAUGGUGUCUGGUGAGGUCCAAACCUCCUUCGUUUUCCCUCUGUUUCUCCCCGCCUCCUCCGCGGAAGCCGAGCGCCAAACUCAAAACUCUAUCGGGACCAGCACGCCUUUCAGGCUACUACCAGGGGCCCGGCCUGUUUGGCUUUUCCGCACAGUGGCCGGGGCAGGGAUCCAACAUGAGCCAAGUUCUUUUCCAACAACUAGUCCCGCUGCAGAUGAAGUGCAAAGACUGUGAGGAAAGGAGAGUAAGUGUUAGAGUGAGCAUUGAACUACAAUCAGUUUCUAAUCCAGUUCACAGAAAGGAUUUGGUUAUUCGUCUGACUGAUGAUACAGACCCAUUUUUUCUGUAUAAUCUUAUUAUAUCUGAGGAAGAUUUUCAAAGUUUAAAAUUCCAGCAAGGUCUUCUGGUAGACUUCUUAGCUUUCCCACAAAAAUUUAUAGAUCUCCUUCAGCAAUGUACUCAAGAACAUGUUAAAGAAAUUCCAAGGUUUUUGCUGCAGUUAGUUUCUCCAGCAGCUAUUUUGGAUAACUCACCUGCAUUUUUAAAUGUGAUAGAGACAAAUCCUUUUAAGCAUCUUACACAUCUCUCACUAAAACUUUUACCUGGAAAUGAUGUGGAGAUAAAGAAAUUCCUAGCAGGUUGUUUGAAAUGUAGUAAGGAAGAAAUAUUAUCAUUGACACAAUCACUAGAUGAUGUUACUAGGCAACUGAACUUCACACAAAAGACAUUAUCAGAAAAAAUACAAGAAUUAGACAAGUUACGGAAUGAAUGGGAGUCACACACAGCAUCAUUGACAAAUAAGCAUUCUCAGGAACUGACAAAUGAGAAGGAAAAAGCUUUACAGGUACAGGUUCAAUAUCAACAGCAGCAUGAACAACAGAAAAAAGAUUUAGAAAUCCUCCAUCAACGAAAUAUCCACCAGCUACAGAACAGAUUGUCAGAGUUAGAGACAGUUAAUAAAGACCUAACUGAAAGAAAAUAUAAAGGAGACUCCAGUAUUAGAGAACUUAAAGCAAAACUUUCUGGUGUUGAAGAGGAGCUGCAGCGAACUAAGCAAGAAGUCCUCUCUUUGCGAAGAGAAAAUUCUACACUAGAUGCUGAAUGCCAUGAGAAAGAAAAGCAUAUUAAUCAGCUACAAACAAAAGUGGCAGUUUUAGAACAAGAAAUCAAGGAUAAAGAUCAGCUUGUUUUAAGAACAAAAGAAGCAUUUGAUACAAUCCAGGAACAAAAGGUGGCUUUAGAAGAAAAUGGUGAGAAAAAUCAAAUACAACUGGGAAAACUUGAAGCUACAAUAAAAUCAUUAUCAGCAGAACUCCUGAAGGCAAAUGAAAUUAUCAAGAAGUUACGGGAUCUGAAACCCUAAAUGGGCAAGUUGAAACUGAAGAAUACAGUUACUAUUCAGCAAGAAAAACUCUUGGCUGAGAAGGAGGAAAAAUUACAAAAGGAACAAAAGGAACUGCAAGAUGUUGGACAGUCUCUCCGAGUUAAGGAGCAAGAGGUAUGCAAAUUACAGGAGCAAUUAGAAGCUACAGUUCAAAAACUUGAGGAAAAACAACUUCUAAAAAAUAAUGAAAAGUUAAUCACAUGGUUAAAUAAAGAACUAAAUGAAAAUCAGCUAGUGAGAAAGCAAGAUGUGUUGGGACCUUCUGCUACUCCUCCUGCACAUUCCAGCAGCAACACAAUCAGAAGUGGAAUUUCUCCUAAUCUGAAUGUGGUUGAUAGUAGACUGACUUACCCAAGCUGUGGGAUUUCUUAUCCUGUCUCCUCUGCAUUUGCAUUCCAGAAUACUUUUCCUCAUCUGUUAUCUACCAAAAAUACCAUCCACCCAGUUUCAGGACCAAAGGUUCAGUUUAACUUGCAGUUUACAAAACCAAAUACAUCACUAGGAGAUGCUCAGUCAGGAGCAACCGUUAAUAUGCCUGGCUCAACUGAUAAAGAGAAUGGUGAAAAUUAGGAUUGGAAUCUAAGUAUUGAAGAAAAGAGAAGAUAGCAUUCCUUUACGUGGACUGAGCCAGAAUCUGUUUAGUAAUUCAGAUCAUCAGAAAGAUGGCAGUCUAGGAGUGUUGCAGACAUCUUCUAAACCUGCAGUGCUCCCCUCUACAUCUUCGGCAUAUUUUCCUGGGCAGUUACCAAACAGUUAAAUCUAUCAUCAUCUUUUACCUUUCUAUUGAGCUUUCAGAAACUCAGGUGGUUUAAAAAUAACUUUAACCGACAAGUCAAAUCCUAAGCAGGCAAGUUUCAGAUUUUACUUGAGCUUCCUACCAUUAGCUUGUUUAGAUCCUUAAUAAUACUACUGCAUUUAUAGCAUAGGGUAAAGAAACAAAUUUGUAUUUGGGGAUUGGUAAAGA